Messenger RNA from Cucumis sativus (cucumber), 1547 nucleotides. RefSeq names its product squamosa promoter-binding-like protein 7. NCBI's taxonomy places the organism in Eukaryota, Viridiplantae, Streptophyta, Magnoliopsida, Cucurbitales, Cucurbitaceae. Gene Ontology annotation, molecular function: DNA binding. The transcript has 3 exons. The record is from RefSeq and is a predicted model, not a curated record. Gene Ontology annotation, cellular component: nucleus. The coding region runs from base 362 to 1381 and encodes 339 amino acids.
AUUUUAUAUUAUUUGGAUUUUUCAUAAUAUUUUAAUCCCAGUUUUCCCACUCUACUGGUCUGGCAUCUCAUCCACUGUUGACUGUGGAAUGAUGCAGCUUUAACCCCUCCCCUCUCCCCAUUGAAUUUUUACAAUUACAAAUUAUAUCAGAGAGAGAAGACUCUUCACUGCUUUUAUUUUCUCUCUCUCCGACUCUGUUUUUCCCGACAUCAACCUCUUCUUUCCUUCUUUCGGUAUAAAUUCCCCAACCCCAUCUCCCAUCUUUCUUCUGUCACCAUUCCCCAACCCCAAUUCAACAAACAAAAGACCUUCAACCAUUUUCGGCUCCAUUCUCUUCUUCUUUUCUUUCUUUUUCUUCCAAAUGGAGAUGGAGAUUUGCGGCAACUUGAUGGGACAUUCCAAUCCCAACGCAGCCACUAAUAUCUCUUGGCCCAAUAAUACCAUUACCAAUAACAACAACAACAACAACAUUAUUUGGGAGCUUAAUUCCCAACACCCCCAUUUUCUCUACGCCUCUGGUGAACAUAACCCCACCACCCAUUUCCACCCUGACCCUCAUCUCAUGUGCUUGAACCUUGGCAAAAGGCACUACUUCGAGGACUCCAACGCCCCCUCCCUCAUCCUUGGCAAGAGAGCCAAGCCCCCCUUCUAUGCCACCACCGUUCCCCGCUGCCAAGUCGAGGGCUGCCAUGUCGCCCUCGUCAACGCUAAGGACUACCACCGUAGGCACAGGGUUUGUGAGAUGCACUCCAAGGCUCCCAAAGUUGUGGUUCUUGGCUUAGACCAGAGGUUCUGCCAGCAGUGUAGCAGGUUUCAUGUGAUUUCCGAGUUUGAUGAUUCCAAGAGGAGCUGUAGGAGGAGACUGGCAGGACACAAUGAGAGGAGAAGAAAGAGCUCUCAUGAAUCAGCAAGGAACUGCACCCAAGAAAACAAGUCGAUGACAAAUGGAAUUGCAUACGUACCAUCCCCGACGGGACGUGCUCUCUCUCUUCUGUCAUCGAAGAACGAAUCAUGGGCCAACUCAUCGGAGCUCUCACAGAGGUCAAGCGCAGCGCUCCGGGAACUCAUUGCGGAGAACCGCGCCGCCAUCCUCGCUCGCCAAUUGAUUCUUGACAGAGACUGGCACCCAAACCAUGGAGGGACGGAUGAUUUCGGAGGAGGCGGCGGCGUUGGAUUCCAGCAGCAGGGAUUGUACUGCGAGCAGCAACACAGCUGGGAGAGGAUGAAUGAAAAUGGGGGUUCGCAUGUGACGUUGGAUCUGAUGCAGGCGCCGAGCUCGGCGUUUGGGUUACUCUCGGUGAGAGGGAAAUCGAAGGAAGAAGAUGAGGAAUGUUGUGAGUUAUGGAACUCCUUCAAUGAUCACGACCCUCAUGUUGUUUAAAACUAAUAUCAUUACAAUGUGUAUAUUGUUUGUGGAAUCCAUUUACAUUUCGAAGCUCUCUAUAAUUCUUUCUUCACCACUCCCAUCAAUUCUUUUCUUCUAAACUUCUCAUGUUUCUUCUUUAAACUUCAGUUGCUAAGGAUUUAAUCUCGUGGCUUUAUAACCA